GCCAAUCUUUUUUUCCUUAAUAUAUAAUUUUCCAUAUUGUUUAUGUGUUCAACCAUCUUUUUCCUAACACAUUUUCUUUUGCAACAACGUUGUUUUUGAUUCAUAGUUUCAUACCCAGAAGACAGUAAUGGCAGAAAUCGCCAGUAACAGAAUGAGCAAUGAGUUUGGUUGUGGUUUCAUGAGUGGGAUUUUCAACCGUUGGAGCCAUUGGUCCAAAAAAUCCCCUGCUGUUCAUUCACUGCCAAGCUCUGAAAAACCCAACAAGCCUUCUCACACUCAGACUAAUCAUGUCUCCCAGAAAAAAAGAAGCACCACCUCAGCAGAGCCCGCCAUUGAAGAAAACUCGAUCUCAGUUAAACCUGUCAUGAAACUAGACCAAAAACCCACUAGGAAUUCAGUCUCAGAUCACCCCAGAACAUCGGUUUCACUGAGAAAAAUUCGAUGGAGGGGACUCUCAGACGCUGCCAGAAGCUCAACUUCUUCAUCCAAAUCCAAUGGUUCAGGAGAAGAGAGAAAGCUGAGAAGAGAAUCUACGGCUAAUGCUCUCGAACUCGCUCGAGUUAUCACUGAAAACCGGCCAGUCGACCAUACAAAAGCUCUUUCCAAAACAAGUACCAGUAAUAGUGCCAUUGUGUUGGGACAUUUGGGUAACUUGAAGCAACCGGUGAGUAAGAACUUGGUUGCUAGUAAUAAUACUACUCCAAGUUCUACGUCUAGAACUAUUUUGGCACUUUCUAGAAGUCUUCAAGAGAUGAACUAUGCACCUAGCAAAAAUGGCUAUGGAAACAUUGUGAGGAAGAACAGUGAUGAGUUUCGAGGGAUUUCGAAUAAGUUGGAGCCUGAAGUGUUGAAGAGAAUGGGAAAUGAGGCCUACAAGGAAGGAAGAUUUAAAGAUGCUUUGGUUUUGUAUGAUCGAGCCAUUGCUCUGGACUCAAGUAAAGCAGCUUAUCACAGCAACAAAAGUGCUGCUUUGAUUGGCUUAGGGCGACUUAUUGAAGCAGUUGGUGAAAGUAAUGAGGCCAUUAGAAUUGACCCUUCUUAUCAUAGAGCUCAUCAUCGUUUGGCAACAUUGUAUCUCAGAUUGGGACAAGCAGAGAAAGCUUUGUAUCACUACAAACAAUCUGGGCCUUAUACUAACUCAAAAGAUACGGACAAAGCUCAAGCUCUUGAAAAAUGUCUAGUGAGUUGUGACGAAGCUCGUAAACUCCAAAAGUGGAAUACUUUGCUGACCGAGACCCGAUUUGCAAUAUCCUCUGGCGCCAAUUCAGCUCCACUGUUGCUUACUUUACAAGCAGAGGCCUUGUUCAGGCUUCUAAGACAUGAAGAGGCAUACGCCACCUACCAAAAGGGAGCCAAUUUCAGCAUUGAUGUUUGCACCAACUUCUUUGGCAUGGCUUCUAGUGCUUACCGGUUGAUGAUUGGAUCCCAAGUUUACUUGGCUUCUGGCAGGUUUGAUGAUGCUGUAAUGGCAGCUCAAGAAGCAGCAAAGCUAGAUCCAAAUAACAAGGAGAUCAUCACGGCAGUAAAGAGAGCCAGAGCCGUAUCAUCGGCUCGAUCAACCGGCAAUCUUCUCUUCAAGGCAGAAAAUUACUCCCAUGCCUGCGUUGCGUACAGCCAAGGACUAGAACACGAUCCACACAAUUCUGUUUUACUAUGUAACCGGGCAGCUUGUCGCUCUAAGCUCGGCCAAUUUGAAAAGGCCAUUGAAGACUGCACUGCCGCUCUUGUUGUACAGCCUUCUUAUAGCAAGGCCAGGCUACGUAGUGCCGAUUGUAAUGCCAAGUUGGAGAGGUGGGAAGCUGCAAUUCAAGAUUACGAAGUUCUUAUAAGAGAGACGCCAGGGAAUGAGGAAGUUGGGCGAGCUUUGUUUGAGGCCCAAGUCCAGCUCAAAAGACAACAUGGUGAAGACAUCGAGGACAUUCAGUUCGGAUCCAACUUGGUUUCAGUCUCCAGCACUGAACGUUUCAGACACAUUGUAACUUCACCUGGAAUGUCUGUAGUCUUGUUUUGUAACAAAGCAAAACAAAAACGAGUGUUUCAAGCACUGGAACAAGUCUGCAAGAGAUUCCCAUCAGUGAAUUUCCUCAAGGUAGAGGUGGAAGACUACCCUUACUUGGUCAAAACAGAAGGGGUGACCACCAUUCCCACGUUUAAGAUAUACAAAAAUGGUUCAGGGGUUAAGGAAAUUCAAGGCAGCAACCAUGAAUUAUUAGAGAGCUCAGUCAAAUGGUACAGCAGUUGAAAACUUACACUCUCAUACAAAAAUCCCUCAAAUUUUUUAGUAGGCAUAGAUUAAUUAUUUUUAGUGGGCUAUUCUUAGAUGUGGCUUUGGACCUUUCGUUAAUAAGUUUUUCCUUUUUCUUUCUUUAUUUUCUUUUCAUUCUUUUAAUUUAAAAAUGUGAUUGUAUGCGGUCUUAAACUAUAAUUUGAGAAUCUCUGCCCCCAAUUUCUCUGAUAAAAGGUUACAUGACAAGCAAUGUUAACGAACUGUUUACAAUGAAAGGCAGGGGAGAGGUUUGG
Messenger RNA from Humulus lupulus (European hop), 2520 nucleotides. RefSeq names its product TPR repeat-containing thioredoxin TTL1-like. NCBI's taxonomy places the organism in Eukaryota, Viridiplantae, Streptophyta, Magnoliopsida, Rosales, Cannabaceae. Bases 128 to 2242 code for a protein of 704 amino acids. The transcript has 6 exons. Gene Ontology annotation, molecular function: protein binding. Gene Ontology annotation, cellular component: cytoplasm. The record is from RefSeq and is a predicted model, not a curated record.